AUGAAUUAAAUUGAACCUUCUGAUAAAGCUCCUCAAGAGAGAAAGGUCUUUAGAGGAGUAAUAAAACUGUACCCAGACAUCUCACACACGAAUUACUUCUGUUCAUUGUGCCACUAUUUUGUCAUGACAUUUAUCUUCGUAAGUGUCGAAAGUCUCUAACCGUUGCUGUUCAAUUAGAGAUAUGGCAUCCAUCCAAAAGAUGCUGGCAUGUGUAAGCAUUUAAUAUAAUUUAGAAAAUGGAUACAUGUUGCUGAUAGAUAUAGCAACAAAGUGUAUAUUCGCCCCUAUUGUAGGAAUAUUGAGUGAUAAGGUUGGAAGAGUGCCAGUACUACAGAUGGGUAUUAUUUUGACAGCACUCUCAAUCAGCAGCAUGGGAUUCGCAGAAGACAUCUAUCCACAAUAUUGUAUAUCCAGAGUAUUCAUAAUAUCUCAAUUAGAUCCAAUAUGCCAUAGGAGCAAUCACACUAGCCACUAUUCCUUUCCUAGGAGACUAUGUGCUUGAUUCAACCAAAGGAAAAGCCUCAGCAAUAAAUGUAAUACUGGCUGCCUUUGGAGCAUUGUUCUCAGCCACAGUAAUCACAAAACUAUUGACUUAAAGUUUUUCUCUCAGAACCACUUAUAUUGUUGUGGGAUGCUCAUUCCUAUGUCUUGGUUUACUCUACACUUUAGGGUUAAAAAAAGGAUUACAUUUUAAAAAAGAACGAAAAACCUAUAAGAAUGCUGCUCCUCUUAGAGAAGACUUGAUCGAGAGAAGCAUUUGUCCUUAUCAGAACAUCAAGUAAAUUCAAGAUGAGGACUUUGAUUACAUCGAUUAUGAGAAAGAAGUCAGAGCUCUAAAUCAAAUCAAACAAGAAUCUUCUUGUGGAGCUGCUAUGAAGAUAGCUUUGUUGGCUGGAAAGAAUAUUUGGAUAUUUUAAGGGUACGUGACCAAUUUCUUGGGAAGAGGAGACUCCAUCCUACUCACUUUGUCAUUACAGAUAUGGAGUCAAUAAUUUGUGGAGGACAAUUUAAAUGAUGAUGAUGCUUACAAAGAAGCCAGUAUUUAAGUAUUCAUAUUGUCUCUAUUUAAAAUCAUAGGCUUAAACCCUCUCUGGAGUGACUUAUGCUGUCAUCAUGGUAGGAGCUAUCUUUUAUGGCAUUUUAUUUGAGAAGGUUUCCAAAAACAAAUUGCUUUUCAUAAUGUUUAGUCUUACCAUGAUUGGAUGCUUUUUAAUGAAUUUUGCACCCAACCCAAAAAGUCCUUAUACUUUCCUCAUUAUGGCCAUCUUGGGAAGUGGAAUGUCUGGACUCUAUACUGGUGCAUUAUACUUUGUCAAUAAGUACGCUUAUUCUGAAUUUAGAGGGUAUUAUCCAUCAAUAUCAUAGGUACAUCUCCGGAUUAGCUAAUGUAUUUAGUGUUUUAGGAAUAUUAAUUUGUUCAUUUGUAGGAGGAGUGCUUUAGGAUCACUGGAGCAAAAUAGCACCAUUUAACCUUUUUGGAUUCAUGUCCCUUUUAGGACUUAUCUUAGUAAUUUGGAGUUACUAUGCCUUAUAUUAAAGUAGAAGUGUAAAAUGA
Molecule: messenger RNA, 1555 nt
Organism: Paramecium octaurelia
Lineage: Eukaryota; Ciliophora; Oligohymenophorea; Peniculida; Parameciidae
Source: the annotation of a GenBank genome assembly